Molecule: messenger RNA, 4860 nt
Organism: Plectropomus leopardus (leopard coralgrouper)
Lineage: Eukaryota; Metazoa; Chordata; Actinopteri; Perciformes; Serranidae
Gene: arnt
Product: aryl hydrocarbon receptor nuclear translocator
Biological process (GO): regulation of DNA-templated transcription
Cellular component (GO): cytoplasm; nucleus; transcription regulator complex
Molecular function (GO): DNA-binding transcription factor activity; protein dimerization activity
Source: RefSeq, a predicted model, not a curated record
CUGUGGACAGCUUGUGCUCUGCUAGCCUCAAACACCAUCUUGAAUAGAGAAGGAGGUCCAAACCGGGAGAAAACAAGAAAAAGCGAGCACUGGAGGGGAUAAACCGUAAUUUUAGUUUAUUUUUAAACCCUCUCUGCCGGCUCCGGUACAGUUUUAGUCAUGGCUUUGGGCGUUUUUAACACAAAUUAAAGACGCGAGGAAAUCGGCAGGCACUUGUUAGCCUCUACAGCUAGCAAGGGGGAGGGGCGGGGGUUUGAGGAUUUUUUUUUUCUCCGCAGCCGAAGUUGUUUGUUUAUGUUAUUCCAAACGGACAUGUCCUCUUCAAACCCAGAGUUACCAGACCCAAAUCUGGGUAUGGGGGCAAGUGGGACCCAAGGAAGUGGCGGGGCUGUUGCACCAAAAGGGACCAACAAAAGAAGAGCUCCGCCAGACUUUGACGAUGACGAAGGGAACAAGUUGUUCAGGUGUGAUGAUGAAACAGGGGGCUCCAACGACAAAGAGCGCUUUGCCAGGUUUUUGGAAGAAGAUCAGAGUUUUGGAGAUAAGGAAAAACAAGCCAGAGAGAACCACAGUGAGAUUGAGAGGCGGAGACGAAACAAGAUGACCGCCUACAUCACAGAAUUGUCAGACAUGGUGCCGACCUGCAGUGCACUAGCACGGAAACCAGACAAACUGACCAUCCUGCGAAUGGCCGUGUCUCAUAUGAAGUCUCUGAGAGGGAGCGGUAAUACCAACACAGAUGGUUCAUACAAACCGUCCUUUCUCACUGACCAGGAACUGAAGCACCUCAUCCUGGACGCAGCCGACGGCUUCCUGUUCGUGGUUUCGUGUGAGACUGGCCGCGUUGUUUACGUCUCCGACUCCAUUACACCCGUCCUCAACCAGGCGCAGUCUGAAUGGCUCGGCUCCUCUCUUUAUGAUCAGCUCCACCCAGAUGACACAGAAAAGCUCAGAGAGCAGCUCUCCACUGCUGAGAAUAACAACACGGGGAGGAUGUUGGACUUGAAGACAGGAACUGUGAAGAAGGAAGGCCAGCAGUCGUCAGCCAGAAUGAGUAUGGGAGCCCGUCGAUCAUUUAUCUGCAGAAUGAGGUGUGGCUCCUGUCCUGUGGAACCAUUGUCCAUGAACAGACUGAAUUUUUUGAGGAAUAGAAACAGGAAUGGUUUGGGUGCAGCCAAGGAAGGGGAUCCCCAGUAUGUAGUGGUCCACUGUACAGGAUACAUCAAGUCCUGGCCCCCCUCAGGAAUGUCACUAUCGGAUGAUAAUGCAGACAACACUCAGGGGAGUCGCUAUUGUCUAGUUGCCAUUGGGAGAUUACAGGUGACUUGUUGCCCAGGUGACGCAGACAUCAACAGCAUCAGUGUUCCAGUAGAGUUCAUCUCUCGCCAUAACUGCCAGGGCACGUUCACCUUCGUAGACCACCGCUGCAUGGCCGCCGUUGGCUAUCAGCCCCAGGAGUUAUUGGGGAAGAAUAUUCUCGAGCUCGCUCACCCUGAAGACCAGGGCUUACUGAGAGACAGCUUCCAGCAGGUGGUGAAGCUGAAGGGCCAGGUCCUGUCAGUGAUGUUUCGGUUCCGCGCCAAAUCGAGAGAGUGGAUCUGGAUGAGAACCAGCUCCUUCACCUUCCAGAACCCGUUUUCAGAGGAGAUUGAGUAUAUCAUCUGUACCAAUGUCAAUGUCAAUAGAAAUUCGACUCAGGACCCCCUCACUCCCAUCUCCUCCCCGGGGGGUUCGCUGCCCCCCUCCUUGGGUCAAAGCAGCCCAAACUGCCCUCCUGUAAUGCUCAGCCCUGGGCAGGUGGCCACCAGGCAGUUACAGCAGCAGCAGCAGGCUGAGCUCGAGGGAGGCGGAGCCAGAGACAGCCUGUAUGAAGCAGGACCGAUCACCCUCUCACAGAUGCCAGUGCAGCCAGUGACAGCAGCAGGGCCCGACCACAGCAAGAGCCUCGAGAAGCCAGAUCUCUACCCGUCCCUCUUCCAAGGCCCAGAUCAGACCAAGGGCCUGCCCUCCGCCUCCACUCCCAACACACAGAUCUACCCCGCAGCCAACAACUUCACUGCUGGUCGAUCCAAUGAUGCAUACAGGUCUGUCAACAUGACUCCACAGAUGGCACAGCCAGCCCACUCAGCGGGGCAGAUGCUCGCUCAGAUGUCUCGUCAGAAUGGAGCCCCGCAGACAGUCGCCCCCUCCAGCACCGGCAGCCCCCUCCACGGAGGACCAGCAGGAGGAUGGCCCGGUGCUGCAGCUGGAGCGAGGCCACAAUUUAAUAACCAGCAGGUGGCUCCCCAGGCAGCAAAGACCAUGUCUCCACAGUUUGCUCCCAUGGGAGGAUUUGGCGGUGGCUCCUCCAACUCUUUUGGCCAGAUGCCAACCGGUGCUGCUCCCACCCCAACCAACAACGCCAACUACCCGCCCAUUAACGCACGCGCCAGCCUCAACACCAAUGGUUAUGAUGGCUCUCAGUCUGGGGCACAGUUCCCCUCUCGAGCAGCGGAAGCGGUGUGGCCCCAGUGGCAAGGCCAGCAGCACUCGCAGGGUAACGCGGAGCAGCAUCCUCAUGCUCAGGGCAACCAGCAAGACAUGUUUCCUGAUGUGUUGUCUAUGCUGGACCAGCCUGCCAACUUCAAUGGUGAUGACUUUGAGAUUCCCAUCUACCCUUCGUUCGACCAGUGACCUGGUCAACACUUCUCAGCUGGUCCACCCCUUUUGUCUUUUUGACGGUUUUCGCUCUCACUCUCUCUUAUAUUAUAUAGCCCUUACAGCUCUUCUGCUCCUCUUUUCUUCCUGCUCCUGAGAGUAGCACUCUUCCCUUGCUUUGCAUGGCUUAAAUUGCACAGCCACGAGCCAGUUAAAGACCGAGGGAUAUAUCGGACUGCAGAUGUAAAGGGGAGGAAAAUCAAGGAUUUGCUACUGACGAAAAGAUAAUUAUUUUAACAAGAUUCCAGCCAUUGUAAGAGAAUUCUCUAGCUAGCACUGCCCAAAGCUCAACAACCUAUGUUGUAGAUAUGUGAUAUAUAUAAUAAAUAUAUGAAAGCGCACAAUCACCCAAACACACUUGAAUAGACGGCACAAAAACACUCUGGUAGACAGAAAGGAAGCACACACAAACAACGGCCUUUUAUUCUAACGUGUUCCUAGUUUCUCUCAGGCAUUGAUGAAGAGUGUAUUUUGCUGUUUUUCCCUUUUAGCAUGUAGACUAAUCACUCCAAUCAUUGAUUUAAACUCUCAGGAAAUUGCAGGGAUUUACAGCUUUGGUGAUUUUUUUUUUUUAAAUUCUCAGCUGUUGCACGCAAAACCACCACUAUCUGUGCUAAUCUCACUCACAGAUUCAACUCCACAGCAUGCCUCUGCAUGUCCGCACCGCUUUCAUGGAGCGCUUCCACAGCGUGUAGAUUCUGAGUACAGUUUUCGAAAUACAUCAGUGGCUUCACCUAUAAAUUUAAUUAUUUUGUUCAUCCUCUCAAGGAACAUGUGUUUUUUCUUCUUCGAAUGCUGUCCUUCAAAAAGAGACACAGUGUUACAAUGGUUACAUGCUGUUUUUCUAGGUGCCCGCUGGAAAUGUAUACAAUCUACUUUUCUUUGCCUACAUAAACAUAUAUACAGUAUGCAUGUGUGUAUGUAUGUAAAACGGAUGCGUACAGUAUCUUUAUCAGCUGUAACACAGUUGUAGGGUGUCAGACUUGCUUGAUAUUCUUCUUUCUGUUUCAUGCAUUACCCUGUACCAAGUAUGGGCUUUUUUUGUACUCCUUUUGUAAAAGAAAUGUAAAGAAAAGAAAUCACACAGCAAUAAUUAACAAGCAGGAAUUAUGUACUUUUAAAGCCAUUCUUUAUUUGUUGUUUUCCUUGAUUAAUGUUAAAAAAGGAGAGGUAGUAAUGCUUGAUUUAAAUGAAAUGUUUCCCAAGUAUUUUAUUGAUAUUUUAAAACUUUUGACGAUCUCUUGACCUCUCCAUUGCCCUGCUCUGAUUGGUAUUUAAUGAAUGGUUUGAUCAGGGUUUUAGGAUUAAAAUGGAAGAAACGGGGCAAAAACAUCCAGUAAGAUCUACAAGUGAGAAUGCCCUUUCUGUGUUUUGUCCUCUUGUUUGUGACAAACAUUUGGACCUUCAACCACCUGUGUUUAACAAUCAUUUUUUGGUAAAUUUGUUAUAUAGAAGAAUGUUGUGGUAUGAAAGAUAAUACUUCUAAAAUAUUUUCGAUUUUUAAUAUGUGGAAUUAGUUUAAAUUUGACUCUUUCUAUUACAAUUCUUCACUGUCUGUGUGAAACACUCUCACACUUAAGAUGAUACAAUUAUGUAAUUGUAUGUAAAACCAUGUUGAUAAUUGUCCAUUUUUCGUCUCUAAAGUAAUACUUUACCCACAAAACGAUUACUUGUACAGCAAUUACUCGUCGCUCGUUAGCUUGAAUUCAUGAGGAAAACUCUGCUUUUCCUCGCAUGCCUCCACAGUGAACAAAGAAUCAAAAAAAAAGGCGAACACUCCUCAUGAACUGCACGAGUUGUGUGAGAGUUUGUGAAUAGAUGUUUUCAUGCAUUUUUGCUGUUGUUAAAUGUCGCCCCCAGUGACUUAAAAUUCAUGAAGAUAGUUCGCCUCUUUUGUAUUUUCUCUUCACAGUGGAGGUAUGCCAGAAAAACAAAAGUUCUCUUCAUGAAUUCAAGCUAACGUGGUAAAUAAUUGGUGCACAAAUGGUGAUUUUGCGAGUAAAGUAGUCCUUUAAGAGGAUGGUAUGUUGGUGACUGUGUUGUUUUUAUUGGUUGCUCUGUAUCCAGGUUUUUUUUUUUCUCCAAUGAUGUGAACUUUUAUCACUCAUAGAAACACAAAUAUAUAAAUAUACUGUAUAUGAAAUGUUAAACGAGAGAAAGAAA